Molecule: messenger RNA, 1068 nt
Organism: Sclerotinia borealis F-4128
Lineage: Eukaryota; Fungi; Ascomycota; Leotiomycetes; Helotiales; Sclerotiniaceae
Source: the annotation of a GenBank genome assembly
AUGUCUCUCCCUACCGUUAACAAGCAAUGGACCACCCAGCAGUCUGGUCUUCAAGACCUCACUCUAGGAUCAUCCCCAGUCCCAACACCAGGUGAUGGACAAGUUCUCGUCAAAAUCCAUACCGUCGCCCUCAAUUAUCGCGACACUGAAGUGAUAAUGGGCCUCUACAAUCACCACAAAACCACAGGCUCUGCACCCUCAUCUCUGGUUCCUUGUUCGGAUAUCUCUGGAACCAUCAUCACAUCCAACACUCCGAAAUGGAAGUCUGGGGAUCGUGUCCUGGCAAUUUUUAACCAGUCGCAUAUCCGUGGUCAAGUGACUGCAAAGGAUAUGGGCAGUGGAUUGGGUUUACCUACAGAAGGUUGUCUGCAAGAAUAUCGUGUAUUUGACGGAGAAGGAUUGGUUAGGAAACCAGACUACCUCUCGGAUGAAGAAGCUUGCACGCUGCCAAUUGCGGGAGUCACAGCUUGGAUGGCUAUCAAUGGGAUGAGACCAUUGGGACAACCGGCUGGAAAGGGAGAAAGUGUGUUGAUACAAGGAACUGGGGGAGUAUCGAUCAGUGGAUUGCAAAUUGCCAAGGCCAGUGGCAUGGAAGUAAUAAUAACGUCCUCCUCCGACGCAAAACUCGCAAAAGCCAAAUCCCUCGGCGCAGACCACACCAUUAAUUACCGCACCCACCCCACCUGGUCCGAAGAAGUCAUCAAAAUCACCAACGGCGACGGCGUGUCCAAUAUUUUUGAAACAGGCGGUGCGCUCACUCUUCGUCAAUCAUUCGAUGCGAUAGCGUUUGGUGGUCUCAUUAAUUGUAUCGGCUAUCUGUCCGGGAAAGAAGACGAAGGUGCGGAUCGCACGAAUACGAAUGUUUUGGCGCUGAGGAGAAAUGUUACGUUAAAGGGCAUACUAAAUGGACCAAGAGAGAGGUUUGAGGAAAUGUUGGGCUGGUAUGAGGAGAAUAGGGUUAGGCCGGUGGUGGAUAGGGUGUUUGGGUUUGUGGAGGCGAGGGAGGGGUUGGAGUAUUUGUACAAGGGGGGUCAUUUUGGGAAGGUGGUGGUUAGGGUUAGCGAGUGA